Molecule: messenger RNA, 4471 nt
Organism: Neohortaea acidophila
Lineage: Eukaryota; Fungi; Ascomycota; Dothideomycetes; Mycosphaerellales; Teratosphaeriaceae
Exons: 2
Coding region: 384-4211 (1275 amino acids)
Biological process (GO): phosphatidylinositol dephosphorylation
Molecular function (GO): protein binding; phosphatidylinositol-4,5-bisphosphate 5-phosphatase activity
Source: RefSeq, a predicted model, not a curated record
AGGGAGGCCAAUUGCGUGGCAGUGGGCCCUUGCUGCGACUCCCACGUUUCGCAUCUGCCUCUUUACGACUAACCGACUGGCCCCAUGCGUUUGCGGUGAAUGGAGACAUUUGCCAACUCCGAUAUCUGCCCGGUUUGUUCAGCGACCGCGCUUGCCUUCCCGCCUUCCUCUCCUCGCACAGCUGUCCUGCACCAUUACGACCUAACAUCGAGGGACCGAGCAAGGCUAGAGAUGGAGACAGAGACCACUGUUAAAGAGCUGCUAUGUUCCGUGAAUGAGGCUGGUGGCAUGAACACUUGAGGAACACCUCCACCUGAAGUGGACCGCCACUUUCAAAGCAAUUCUGCUUGAGAGGUCCCGUACAACGAGCACGAGCAGCGCAGAUGGCUAGCCAGGAAGAUGGCAAGGAUGAGUCUUCGAUCGGAUCCGUCUCCUCUUUACUGUCGAGGUUCGAGAAGAUCAAGACAGAUGCGCCUCCUGCGCCUCCAUCCAAUGCUUCGGCUCGCUCGCCCUUCCUACCACCAGCAACUGGCACUCCAAUCUCCCGGCCGGGAACUCCGUUGCGACCUGGGCGGCUCCUAGAUCGCCCCGUUGUUGAGCAUGGUCGGUCAGGUUCAGGUGGAUCGCGGCCGCGGCCCCCAUCCGUACUGUCUACUUCCCCCGCUCGAACAGCUCCCCCACUGGUCACUGUAGACUCACCCCACUCGGCCGAUCGCAGCCAAACAUUCCCCUUCGAUACGAGGUCGGCCUCUCCCGUUCCUCGAAUGCAGGCAAAUGCACGGCCUCCGAGCAGAGCCACCACGCCUACAGGGGAUACGAGGGCUGCUGCUGCUCUUGCGCAAGGCUUGAGUGUCGCAAAAGCCUCGUCCGAAGGUAUCAAUACCGCGCCUACGACUCCAAUCGUGCGCCCAAAGGCUCAGACGUCGGGUGUACCCCCUCCGGUGAACCGAGCUGCGAAACCACAAAUUCCACCAAAGCCCAACAAGCUCGCCCAGAAGGCCGAGGCUCUGUCCGCGCCGGACGCUAACGUCGAAUGGGCUGAGCAAGGAGCUUCACCAUUCAGCACUCCACCAGGAAGCGGACCGAAUUCUCCGCCACCCCAUACCAGUUUCGAUGCUGAUCAACAUCGCAAUGGAUCCGAUCCGUUUGUUGGUGAAAAGACGAGGCUACCCUCUGAUGCAUCAUCCGUGGAAAGGCGCCGUUCCAACUCAGUCACAUCCCCCAUGGAACGCGUUCGGGGCGAGUCCAAUGCCUCUUUCAUCAACCGUGCACGAGUGGGCUCCAAUGCCUCCUUUGUCGAGCCGUCCAGCCUCCCCGACGAAUUUCAUCACGAAUACCGUCCACUUGUACAUGCCGCCACAGUCGCCUUGCAGCCAACAGCGCAGGCACAUGGGAUUUCUAGGCCUGCCAGAUAUAGGCCGAUAGGCUCACAAGGAUCGACACUGGCUGGCGAUCUACCGGAACAGCCGCCACGACUACCCGUCAGACCCGAGUUGCAAACUCGUUCGGGACGCACCAGUCCAACGAAACCACGCUCUGGCCGCACGAGUCCCUUAAAGCGAGUCACUCAGGAGGCACAGGGGGCUGGACCGAGGCGGGCUGCUACUAUCGAUGUAGCAGCAUCACAGCCUCGCAUUCCUGCCACGAAGAAACCCGCCCAACGAUCCGCUCUGUCGUUGGGCUUCGACCAAACGUCAACCUCAUCAUUCUCGUCUUCCCCUCCAACUAAGACCUCUCAUGGACCACCCGCUGUGCCAGCGCCUCGAAGGUCUAUGGAUUCCAGACGUCCAGAACCACUCGCACCUCCUAUCGACGUGCAGCCUCGGAGAUCCAUGGAUCAAAGACGAAUCCCCUCCACAACAGCCGCUCCCAUUCCAACCGUGAAUCACGCGCCCGACAGAUCUAGCACAACUCCGGCAUCAUCGUUCGAUGGAUCGAACGUGCAGACAGCUUCGCCCGCUGACUACCCAGAUUCCUCACAAGCUAGUCGACGGCCACCCACUUUCAAGACACGGCCGUGGCACAUCGGAACGGAAUUCGACACGCGGAUCUUCGCUGUCUGCGGUGACUACGUGUGCACGACCGGCCAGCGAACAAAAGCCUGGAAUCUGCGCACAGGCGGGCAACUCUUUGAUUUGGAGCACCACGACCUUGUCAAAGUCACUUCCCUAGUCUUCAAGCCUCCGGCAUCGGGCGAGGAGGACGGUGAGCGGGUGUGGCUUGGCACAUCCACUGGCGAUAUCCGUGAAUUGGAUAUAUCCGGAGGGAGAGUCGUGAAGCAGCAUGUUGGAGCCCAUCAACGAAGAGAAGUCAUCCGCAUGUUCCGCUACGCUUCGGAACUGUGGACUCUGGAUGACGGCGGAGACUUGAAUGUCUGGAAGCCAGAUUCCACGGGCGCGCCUAGUCUGGACUCGAAAUCUAAUACUUUCAGGACGCCGAGAGGCCAUACUUUCUCCAUCGCACUUGGUCGUCACCUUUGGAUUGCAACAGGGAAGGAUGUCAGGGUGUUUGCGCCGAGUGUGAAGUCGGAUGCCGAGUUUCAUGUCUUGAUGAGUCCUUUGUCGCAACCCGGCACGACCGAGAUUUAUUCUGGCACGACCAUCAGCACGACCCCGGGCCUGGUGUAUUUUGGUCAUUCGGAUGGAAAGGUCAGCGUCUACAACCGACACGACUUUACCUGCUCUGCUGUCGUGACUGUGAGCUCGUACAAGCUCAGCUCUCUCACUGGCGUCGGUGAGUAUCUAUGGGCGGGCUUCAACACCGGCAUGGUGUAUGUGUACGAUACGUCGACGACUCCCUGGAAAGUCAAAAAGGACUGGCCUGCGCAUGAAAGACAGGUUUGCGGCAUCAUUGCCGAGAAGUCUUCUGCGUGGGAGAUGGACCGCUUACGAGUCAUCACCCUGGGCACGGAUAAUCUGCUGAAAGUCUGGGAUGGCACAUUGGAAGAGGAUUGGAUGGCUUCGCGGAUGCAAGAACACGACACCGAGUUCUGCUCGUUCUCCGAAAUCAAUGUCGCCGUGCUGACUUGGAAUGCCGGUGCGUCCAAGCCCACCUCGCUGCUUCAGAAUAAGCAGGAUGACAACUUCUUCCGGGAGUACAUGACUGCGCACGACCCGCCAGACAUUUUCGUUUUUGGCUUUCAAGAGCUCGUGGAUCUGGAAGACAAGAAACUCACGGCCAAGACUUUCAUCUUCAAAGGGAAUAAGAAGAAGGAUGCGAAUGAGCAGGAGCAUAUGAGUCACCAGUAUCGCGCGUGGAGAGAUCAUCUUACACGCUGUCUGGACGACCACAUGCCGUCUUCGCACACGUACACGUUGCUGCACACCGCCAGUCUGGUAGGAUUGUUCACUUGCGUGUUCGUCAGAUCCUCACUGCGAACCCGGAUCCGCCACGUGCAAGGCGUGGAUGUGAAGCGAGGCAUGGGCGGCAUCUAUGGGAAUAAGGGCGCCCUCAUCCUCCGCAUGGUUCUAGACGACAGCAGCCUCUGCUUCAUCAACUGCCAUCUCGCCGCCGGCCAGACGCAAACCCUGCACCGCAACAACGACGUCGCCGCCAUCCUCGAAGCCGAAGCCCUCCCGCCCUACCCCCUCGACGCCUCCACCAGCGGCAGCGACAACAGCGCCGCGCAGCACGCCGACGUCUUUCCCUCGGGCGGCGACGGCAGCAUGAUCCUCGACCACGAAAUCUGCAUCCUCAACGGCGACCUCAACUACCGCAUCGACACGAUGGGCCGCGACACGGUCGUCAAGCACAUCGCCUCCAACAACCUGUGGCGCCUGCUCGAGCGCGAUCAGCUCCUGCUCUCCCGCCGCAAGAACCCCGCUUUCCGCCUGCGCGCUUUCCAAGAAAGCGAGAUCCGCUUCGCGCCCACGUACAAGUAUAAUGUGCACUCGGAUGAGUACGAUACGUCGGAGAAGCGGCGUGCGCCCGCUUGGUGUGAUCGCAUCCUGUACCGCGGGGUGGGCAAGGUGCGCAUGGAGGAGUACAGGCGGUGGGAGGUGAGGGUUAGCGAUCACCGGCCUGUGAGUGGGCGGUUGAGGGUGCGGGUGAAGAAGGUGGAUGCGGCGAGGCGGGCGCGCGUAGCGGAGGUGUGUCGGGGGGAGUUUGAGGAGGUGAGGGAGAGGCUCGUCAAGGCUGUUGAGCUGGAAUACCUCACUGAUGUGUUGGGUAUGUCUCACACUGAUGCCCGCGCUGCUUUGCAGACUCGAUAGCCUCUUCACUCGUCUAGCUGUUGUCCUGUUCUGAGCGCAAGGCUAUGAUUAUGAUCUUUACCCAUUGCUGCCUCAUCGUUCGCUUCGAUGUAACUUGCAUUAUAAUGCGGCGCAAAUACAGCCAUGUCAAGGACGAUGCAAUCUACUAUUGCAGUUGUCUGUUAAGACGACCAUCUCCAUUCAUCAUCAGGAACUGGAGCCAUGUAACUAGAACCUGUUUGAGUGGAUCGGAGAGAUCCCGCGGGUACGCCCGAUAGCGC